AUGCGGAAACACGUUCGGACCCAUACGGGCGAAAAGCCCUACAUCUGCAAGCUGUGUCAGUACAGAGCUCCCAGAAAAGACAUGGUGGAAAAACACGUUUUCCUGAAGCACCCCGGUCGGGAUGAGCACGGCGCAGGCGAAGCAGGGAACUCGCCCCGGUCUCUGUUCCACCCGUUCCACCAGCAGCAACAAGGCUCGAAAACAGCAGCGGGAUUGUAUUUUCUUCAGGACGUCUCCGCGUCCCCCACCGUGUCUGCUGCGUUGAAGUCUCCCCCACCCGAGAACCCCGGGAGUAAGGCAUCUUCGGCGAGCUCUGACGGCACCCCUGCCUGUGGGCAGGAAGUCGUCGAUAUCUCGGAAGACUUCGCCCGCGACUUCUUUUUGUCGCUGCACCAGCAGGAAGGAACGCAGUCUGUCCCAAAGGGAUCGUCGGAACUGAUGUGCCCCUACUGCGGGAAAGUGGCUCGUUGCUCGAGCGAGCUUCAGACCCACCUACGGGUGCAUACGGGAGAGCGCCCCUUUGCCUGUCACUUCUGUCCCUUUAGAACCACGCAGAAGGUGGCGCUCAAGGAACACAUUUAUACUCACACGGGUGAAAAGCCGCACAGCUGCCCCUACUGCAGUUUCAAGUGUGCCAAGAAAUGUAACUUGAAUGCGCACGUGAAAAGGCAUUUCAACCAGGAAUGA
Macrobrachium nipponense is the source of this 687-nucleotide messenger RNA. Its product is annotated as zinc finger and BTB domain-containing protein 24-like. The record is from RefSeq and is a predicted model, not a curated record. Lineage: Eukaryota; Metazoa; Arthropoda; Malacostraca; Decapoda; Palaemonidae. Gene Ontology annotation, biological process: regulation of transcription by RNA polymerase II. The transcript has 2 exons. The coding region runs from base 1 to 687 and encodes 228 amino acids. Gene Ontology annotation, molecular function: RNA polymerase II cis-regulatory region sequence-specific DNA binding; DNA-binding transcription factor activity, RNA polymerase II-specific.